This is a messenger RNA of Pseudogymnoascus verrucosus, 612 nucleotides long. RefSeq lists its product as uncharacterized. Bases 1 to 612 code for a protein of 203 amino acids. Lineage: Eukaryota; Fungi; Ascomycota; Leotiomycetes; Thelebolales; Thelebolaceae. The record is from RefSeq and is a predicted model, not a curated record. The transcript is spliced from 3 exons.
AUGGCACAAGAAAUCGUAACUAAGGUCCUAGAAAAAGCCGAGACGCCUUUGAUAUCGAUAUUUUCAUUCGUACUUGCGUGGCAUCCGGAGAGCCUAGAUAGGCUAGAACCCGCGGCCGAAGCUAUACAACCUCAUGAACUAUACGGCUGGUAUCGAGAGGACUUUAGAGCUAUUCAUGGUUCUCGCAUGCAGUUUGAACAGAAUGUCCCGCCCAAAGACCCGAGAUAUUUCAUUAUCAGCCUUGACACUCUUGGAAUCCGUGCGUUCCAGCUGCUUGAAGAUCGUCCAACUGUUGCGGAUAGCAAAUUCCCAGACUGCUUGUGGUUUAUCGUUGACAAGCUAAGCCGACUAGAUGAUUACCUUAUAAGGACAAAUGGAGACUUUCUGCGUCUUGAUCCCAUAAGAACAUCAAUAGAUACGCUAAUGCUAUGGGAUACACCGGCACCCCCUGACCAAUUCACGAUUGUGAAUGAUGGACUUUCCAAGCCAAUGCGCAUGAGAUACUAUGCCACUAUCGGAAGGACCCCCUCAUUUGGAUAUAUUUUCCUUUGGCUCCAAAUGAAGGAAUCCGUGGGGUUUGGAUUCGUCGACGAUAUGGUCCUCGCAAAUUGA